UUAAACGAACAUUCAAUCAAUUAGAAGAACUCUCUACCGUGAUAAUAACGAUUAAAAAAGAUUACAAUUAUUAUCUCGACUUAUCAAAUUGGCAACUCAAUACUGAAGUUGAUGAAGAUGCAUAUGUUGAGGCGUUUCCUCUUCUUUCAGAUCGUAUUAAAUUUAUACAAGAUUUAAAGAAUUAUUAUGAAGCAAGAAAAACUGUUCUUUCUCAUAUCGAAAGAAUUUUUCCUAAAGAAAAAGAUCAUGAAUCGUUCGAUAAAAUCCAAGAAUGGCGAACUACCACACUGCAAGGACCUAAAUUUGGUGCAAAAAUCGCUCUUGAUAAGUUAGAACGUUAUGAGAAAAAAAUGAAUAGUGGUGGUAACAAAAAAAAGAAAACAAAUUAA
Dentiscutata erythropus is the source of this 389-nucleotide messenger RNA. The record is from the annotation of a GenBank genome assembly. NCBI's taxonomy places the organism in Eukaryota, Fungi, Glomeromycota, Glomeromycetes, Diversisporales, Gigasporaceae.